Molecule: messenger RNA, 4054 nt
Organism: Acinonyx jubatus (cheetah)
Lineage: Eukaryota; Metazoa; Chordata; Mammalia; Carnivora; Felidae
Gene: ABCB8
Product: ATP binding cassette subfamily B member 8
Exons: 16
Coding region: 103-2340 (745 amino acids)
Biological process (GO): transmembrane transport
Cellular component (GO): membrane
Molecular function (GO): ATP binding; ATP hydrolysis activity; ABC-type transporter activity
Source: RefSeq, a predicted model, not a curated record
CGCGAGGGGGUUGUCGGGAUGGGGGCCGGCGCCAACAUGGAGCCUUCAAUGGGAUGAGGGUGAAGCUGCCGUUGCCGGCUGCUCCUGUGUUCACGUCCCAUCAUGUUGGUGCACUUAUUUCGGGUCGGAAUUCGGGGUGGCCCUGUCCCAGGCAGGCUGAUACUACCCCUCCGCUUCCAGACAUUCGCGGCCGUCAGGUGCUCUGAUGGCCGCCACAGCUCCUACCUCCUCAGGGCUGUGGCCCAGCUGCGCUCCCAGCUCCGGGCUCACCUCCUUCGAGCGCCUCCAGCUCCCAGCCAAAGACCCUCUGCCUGGCGCUGGGUUGGGGGCAUCCUUGUGGGCCCCGUGCUGUUGAGUAAGUGCCCCCGCCUCUGCCUUGUGGCGCUGUGUGAAGCAGAAGAGGCCCCUCCUGCCUGCUCCAGACCUUGUGUCGGGGAUUCCCGCUUUAACUGGAAGCUCUUCUGGCAGUUUCUGCGCCCCCACCUGCUGGUCCUGGCGGCAGCCAUCGUGCUGGCACUAGGUGCAGCCCUGGUGAAUGUGCAGAUCCCCCUGCUCCUGGGCCAGCUGGUGGAGAUUGUGGCCAAGUACACAAGGGACCAUGUGGGCAGCUUCCUGACUGAGUCCCGGAAUCUCAGCACCUACCUGCUCAUCCUCUAUGGCAUUCAGGGCCUGCUGACCUUCGGGUACCUGGUAUUGCUGUCCCGCAUCGGCGAGCGCAUGGCCGUGGACAUGCGGAGGGCCCUCUUCAGCAACCUGCUUCGACAAGAUAUUGCUUUCUUCGAUGCUAAAAAGACCGGGCAGCUGGUGAGCCGACUGACAGCUGAUGUGCAAGAGUUUAAAUCAUCUUUCAAACUCGUCAUCUCCCAGGGACUGCGAAGCUGCACCCAGGUGGCUGGCUGCCUGGUGUCCCUGUCUAUGCUGUCCCCCCGCCUCACGCUGCUGCUGAUGGUGGCCACACCCAUUCUUAUGGGAGUUGGCACCCUAAUGGGCUCAGCUCUCCGAAAGUUGUCUCGCCAGUGUCAGGAGCAGAUUGCAAGGGCGACAGGCGUAGCAGAUGAGGCCCUGGGCAACGUUCGGACCGUGCGGGCCUUCGCCAUGGAGCAUCGGGAAGAGGAAUGCUACGGAGCAGAGCUGGAGAGGUCCCGCUGUAAGGCAGAGGAGCUGGGCAGGGGCAUCGCCUUGUUCCAGGGGCUCUCCAACAUUGCCUUCAACUGCAUGGUCUUAGGCACUCUGUUUAUUGGGGGCUCCCUCGUGGCUGGACAGGAGCUGACAGGGGGAGACCUCAUGUCCUUCCUGGUGGCCUCCCAGACGGUGCAGAGGUCCAUGGCCAACCUCUCUGUCCUGUUCGGCCAGGUGAGUGGCAGUCGGGGCGGGCCCCGUGGUGUGGACAUCGGAUCUGGGCUGGAGUCCUGUCAGCAACCAGCAUCACCUGUGUGCUGCAGGAACCAGGUGGUGCGGGGGCUCAGUGCGGGUGCCCGGGUGUUUGAGUACAUGACUCUGAGCCCGUGCAUUCCGCUGGCUGGGGGCUGCUGCAUCCCCAGAGAGCACCUGCGCGGGGCCGUCACGUUCCACAACGUCUGCUUCAGUUACCCCUGCCGCCCUGGCUUCCAGGUGCUCGAAGACUUCAGCCUCACGCUGCCCCCUGGCAAGAUCGUGGCCCUCGUGGGCCAGUCCGGCGGAGGAAAGACCACGGUGGCUUCCCUGCUCGAGCGCUUCUACGACCCCACGGCCGGCGUAGUGACCCUGGAUGGGCGGGACCUGCGAACCCUCGAUCCCUCCUGGCUCCGAGGCCAGGUCAUCGGCUUCAUCAGCCAGGAGCCAGUCCUGUUCGGAACGACGAUCAUGGAGAACAUCCGUUUUGGGAAGCUGGGUGCCUCGGAUGAAGAGGUUUACGCAGCUGCCCGGGAGGCCAAUGCCCACGAGUUCAUCACCAGCUUCCCCGAGGGCUACAACACCAUAGUCGGUGAGCGGGGUGCAACCCUGUCUGGUGGCCAGAAGCAGCGCCUAGCCAUUGCCCGUGCCCUCAUCAAGCAACCCACGGUGCUGAUCCUGGACGAGGCAACCAGCGCACUAGACUCAGAGUCCGAGCGGGUCGUGCAGGAGGCCCUGGACCGCGCCAGCACUGGCCGCACGGUGUUGGUCAUCGCACACCGGCUCAGCACCGUGCGUGGGGCCCACCACAUCGUCGUCAUGGCCCACGGCCAAGUCUGUGAGGUGGGAACCCAUGAAGAGCUCCUAAAGAAGGGUGGGCUCUAUGCGGAGCUCAUCCGGAGACAGGCCCUGGAUGUCCCAGCUCCCGAGAUGCCCAGAGGCCCCAGGAACCGCCACCCCAAGUCCUGAGAGCAGCUGUUUAAGGUCUGGUUGCUGCCGAACAUCGGCACCCAGGACUGGGGCUCGGCUCAGGGGAGCUCCCAGGGACCAAACACCCAGGAAGACCAGUGCGCUGGGGUGUGGGCUGCUGCUCCCCUGCUCACAGUGCAACCUGGGACUCUCGCUGAGCUGGAGGCGGGGAGGUCGGGACCACUCCCUCCACCCCCCGCCCCCGUUUCCCCCUCCUGCCUACCUCCCUCCUGCCAGAGCCAUGAGUCAUUAGGCUGCACAGAGGAGGCAGAGUCCCCAGGCCCCUAUUCUGUUCCCUCCCUCUGCCCAGAUCCUCCCAACCCCUCUCAGGAACCCUGCUAAGUAUCCCCCUACCUGAUAGCCUAAAGGCUUCCGGCCCCACCUCUGUACAAAUCAGGAGUUCACACUGGGGUUCCCCAUACCCGUGCCAGGACCUCACCGUCCUAGCUUGACUCCCCUCUGUCCUCCGUCCCCACUGCCUCUCUGAGCCCUGGGGGAAGCAACCCGCCCCUUGGGCCAGCCCCUCGAACCCACAGUCCCCAUCCUGAGAACAGCUUCCCCUCCUCCCUGCUCCGUGAAUAAUGGUCCUUUUUCUAGGUUUCAUCCCCCCCUCCCACUCCCGUCCAGCGGAACAAGUGCCCCACAUGCCUCCAGCCCGUGGGAAGGGGGAGAAGGGGCAGGGCAUGCCAUGGUCUGUUCCUCAAGGAGCUUCCGGCUCACCAAGCCAUCGCAGCCCUGCCCUGGCCCCGUGCACCUCGUCUCCGUCACCCUGUGAGAUUGUGGACAGCCCCCUUACACGAGGACACCCAACCCUGAAGGAGACUAAGGAGGAACCGACACACCCCAGGCUCCAGCCACAAGGGUUGUAUGGUGCUGGCGGUCACCAAACCUCUAGGGAGAAGUUGAUACUUUGCCCCCAGGCUGACAAAACACAAAAUCAGUUGGACAGGCAGUGCCCUGUGUCAGGGGCGGCAGCCGUACGUAGGACCAGCAGAGCCCGCUGUAGCCGGAGGCCAGCCUGGAAGAAGCAGCAGCGGCUCAGGUGUGAGUGCAGGAGGCCCCGCAGCCUCUUCUGGGUGUGGCUUAGGAGCAGAUGCUCCUCUGGGACAAAGCACCUGAAAUGUCCCCAGGCCACAGCCACCCAGGUUUGAUACCUGCUUCCUUACAGAUCAGAGGUCACUGCCGGGGCGGCCACAGCCCAGGGGGGCAGCGCGUGGGCUGGCUCUGGGUUGCUUUGCCGCUAAACGCCCACCCAGGAGGCACAGCCCAGAGCCAGCCUCCGCUCCCAGCCAGGUCCACGGCGGCCUGCCAGACCCCUCCCAGGGAGAGAGAGCAGACAAGCUCCUGCUCCCCCAGCUCCAGCCCCCCCAGAGACCCCUCCUGAUGCCAGACUCCGGUCUCUCCGGACCUCUUCAGGGCGGCCUCCAAAUCCCAGCUCCCCUACCCCCCAACCCAGGGAAGUAGUGAGGUCUGUGGUAGGCCUUGAGCCGGAAGGUUGUGCGGUCAGCCUCACGCUCGCCACGUGGCCUCAGCCUCAACCUUGGCCUCGGCGACUAUUCAACGUGGGUCAUAAGCCUGGCGGUACCUCAUCCUGAGAGUUUGUUAUAAGAGUUGAAAUGGGAUGAUCUGUGGUAAAGUACUUAAAACUCCCAGUGCCACAGCCUCGGGAGCUGGUCACGUGUACAAUAAACUGUUGUUCACUCCCUGCUUCCAA